Messenger RNA from Dendroctonus ponderosae (mountain pine beetle), 3517 nucleotides. Its product is annotated as endoribonuclease ZC3H12A. NCBI's taxonomy places the organism in Eukaryota, Metazoa, Arthropoda, Insecta, Coleoptera, Curculionidae. The coding region runs from base 903 to 2774 and encodes 623 amino acids. Gene Ontology annotation, cellular component: nucleus; cytoplasmic ribonucleoprotein granule. The record is from RefSeq and is a predicted model, not a curated record. The transcript has 9 exons. Gene Ontology annotation, molecular function: RNA endonuclease activity; mRNA binding; metal ion binding.
UUCACGUAAUGUGAAUGGUAUAGACGUCACUAUAGGUACAAAGCAAACUAAUCGUUAUCAUUAUCCAAAACAAGUAUAACAUAGGUUUCUGUUAUAUGUAUAUUCAUUUUUCAAGCUUUAUUGUUUGUCGGUUUAUCGUAACGUGUUAACUGCUUAAAAUCGUUGGAUACGCAGCAGAACGAUGAUAAUUAUUGUCUUCGGUUCGAAAUUGCACUGUCUGUAACCAAUCGAAGCGCUCUCAGGUCCGGUUCAUAUUUUCAUUCAUUUGUUGUCGAAUAUCGGCUAUCGAGUGAAGUGAAACUCGCGGUUUGGUUCACCUUGCUUAGCACCGUGCCGUCCGCUCGCCGAAAAUUUACACAAUUUCAAUGGCCUGUAGAAGGCUACGCGCUUCUCUUUCUCUUUUACAUCCGGUUUGCUAUCCGGAUCUUCAUUUUCUUCGCCACUAUUCGUGGUUUCUUUAACAGAUUCGACGUUUCUCCGUGCUGCAAGUUUGUAGAUCGGUUCGUCGCGUUUGUGUUUUGUGAUAAUAUAAAAUAUGUGACGUUCAUCCACUACCUACUUGAAAUUACCAUAUUUAAUUCCAACCACAAACGUUAAUCAGUGAUUUAAAGUCAUAAUUGGUGUGCUUACUAAUUAUCUUAUACUGCAGGCAUUCAGUGAGAAGGAUACCGGAUCUCAAUCCGCGUUUUGCAAGAAGCCGAUUAUUAUUAGCUCUAAUAGAUACCGGUCGAUUCAUUGUGUAUUGUUUAGAUUUUUGGUUUAAUGUGAACAGUUAUUAUUUAUUUUAAUUAUUUAAGUGAUCGCGCUAUAUGUGUCGUUAUUGAAAUACGAUUGUUUCGGUCGGCAAUUGUUUUAAAAUACAUGCUUGAUGUCAUUGGUUAAUAUAGAAAUCCCAGGAUUAGAUGUGCUUACAAUUAUUGGACCCGAUUUGUCUGGAUAUGACUGUUACUUUUGGCGAGAAAUACAUAGACGACAUCUGUCUGGAUGGGUGCAAUAUCUCGAAAGGUUCCGCCACCGGCGAGGAUUCUAGUUAUGAUUCGGAUUGCGAAGCCUACGAGGGUAGCCAGGGACAAUUGUGCGGUAGUCAUCAGGACGUUUCACGGACUACCAGUGAUACUUUAGCUGCCGAAUAUGCCGAAUAUGUGCAAGGAGUACAGGGAACCGCUCCAGGUUAUAACGCCAGAGUGGAGUUUGCUCUUAAAUUGGGCUACACAGAGAAACACGUGCAGGCGGCCCUGCAGAAGCUGGGUUCGUCUCCGACACAAAACGAACUUUUGGCGGAAUUAAUUAAAUUAGGUGCCCAAAAAGGUGGCUCUUGUGAUAGCAGCCCAACUGAAAGUCUCGUUAGUGAGUUAGGACUGUUAGAUAGGUUUGAACUUCUCGAAACUGGCCCAUCAACGUUAAGACCCAUCGUUAUAGAUGGUAGUAAUGUUGCUAUGAGCCAUGGUAACAAGGAAAUUUUUUCAUGCCGCGGAAUUAAGAUAUGUGUUGAUUGGUUUAAGGUUCGUGGACAUAAAGAUAUAACAGUAUUCGUGCCGAAAUGGCGGAAAGAAGCCCCUCGUCCGGACAACCCGGUGAGAGAACAAGACAUUUUGGCUGAACUGGAAAGAGACAGGCUGUUGGUUUUCACACCCUCGCGACUAGUUGGUGGAAAACGGAUGGUUUGCUACGAUGACCGAUAUAUUUUAAAGCUUGCAUCGCAGACUGACGGAAUUGUUGUGAGCAAUGAUAAUUACAGGGAUCUUUGCCAAGAAAGCACGGAGUUCAGGAAAGUAGUGGAGGAAAGAGUUUUAAUGUACUCUUUUGUAAAUGACCAUUUUAUGCCUCCCGAUGAUCCGCUAGGCAGAGCUGGACCAACAUUAGAUAAUUUUUUGCGCAGACAGCCUAGAAAGGGUGAUGUGUCGGGAACUUUACCACCACCACCAUGUCCGUAUGGCAAAAAAUGUACUUAUGGCAACAAAUGUAAAUAUCACCAUCCGGAACGGGGACCCUUACCACAUAAGAGCGUUACCGAGCGAUUAUCUGAACACGCACAGCGCCAUUUACAAGCCAGAGAAAAUAAAGAUGGUUCCGAUGUUCGCAAGAAUCCUCUAGGCCGUACGCGAUCGAAUGUUCCACCUCCUAAAGAACCGCAACACACAAUAGUUUCAAAGUCCCGCAGCGUAGACAACGUAGGAGUAAUCACCCAAUCCGGCCAAUAUCAACCUAUAACUGACAAUUUCGGAUUCCAAUCGACUCCUGAAAAGGACACUAUGAGUAAUUUUUCUUACCAAACGCCAUCUUCCGAGAACCUCCACAGAAAACUUGCCAGACAAUUAACGUUGAACCCAGGAGCCGAUCCUCGAUUAGCUUCUAGACGCUUCGCACCAUUAAGUCCCGGCCCCGUUGGUACUUCCGGUGGAUACUUGGGUUCUUCCGGGUGGGAAGUUCACCAGGGUGUAACUAGGAUUGCGAGUGCUCCAGAUUCUUACAGGAGUGCCCAAAAUACUCAGGCUGCUGGAUGGUCGGGAUUGCACGGACCACAACAUGGACAAACACCAUCAGUUGGCCAUAUGCACCGCAUGUCCAGUUGUUCUGAUUCUCAGCUGAACGUGUGGCCUGGCCAAUGGAAUCCGAUUGGAUCGCAAGAAGAUGCUCGAAGAAAACUGCACUAUCAUUUAGCAGCAAUAUUUCCGGAAGAACAAGUUAUACAAGCAAUGCAAAUGUAUCCCGAUGAAACUAAUGCACAGAAAAUAUGCGCGGCGAUAUUGGCUAUGUUUUCCAUAAAAUCAUAGAAAAUGGUCAGUAUUUAGUUAUUUAAUGGGUUUUGAUUUUCCUAUUCUGGUUCAUCCAGAGAAGCGCUAAAAAUCUCGGCCCAAUAUGGGAAUAAUUUAUUGAAUUUGAAAGUGCACAGAGGUUUUUCUUUUCGUAGAUGGUAAGAUGUGUCCACUAAAAUAUAGCGGGCGCAACGAAACGAAUCGCAAUUUAUUGAUAUUAUUUUUACAAUUUUUUUUGCAUGUGCACAGAAGCGCAAAGUUCGAGUCUACUAGUUGUCUAUAUAAGCACACAAGACAAAUCUGACUCGCUUAUCUAACUGGACGACCGUCCUUAGAAUUCAUUCAUAUGCUAAUUCUUACACAGUUCCUCGAAACAACACUUCUAUUUGGGUCAGUCUUAAUAUCGUAUAUUCUUGCUUCAAGAUACUUCUUUGAAUUUAACAACACUACAGAGGUUUACUCUAUUGUAAAAGAUUGUUUUGGUUACAAUAUUGAAAUGAUCAACUGCUCCUAAGUCAGUUCACCGAACUGGUAUAUUCACCGAAUGGGUAAACAGUAGUGGACGCUAAUAAAUAACGAGUAGCAAAUUAGACAUCCUACAUGUAAUUGCAUCUACAUUUUUUAAUAGUGAAGAUAAGAAAGCGAAGCAUUUGCACAACAACCAAGUGAUAGAUUUUUUCUUGCCAAAUGAAAGGAGAGCAAUCCUAUGGUUUAACUUAGUUGAAAUGUCCAGUAACGAAUUUGUUUAGUUUUUUAAAUUA